This is a messenger RNA of Hypanus sabinus (Atlantic stingray), 5447 nucleotides long. It is a transcript of the gene upf2, whose product is annotated as UPF2 regulator of nonsense mediated mRNA decay. Gene Ontology annotation, cellular component: cytoplasm; exon-exon junction complex. Bases 315 to 4148 code for a protein of 1277 amino acids. Gene Ontology annotation, molecular function: protein binding; RNA binding. Gene Ontology annotation, biological process: nuclear-transcribed mRNA catabolic process, nonsense-mediated decay. The record is from RefSeq and is a predicted model, not a curated record. Lineage: Eukaryota; Metazoa; Chordata; Chondrichthyes; Myliobatiformes; Dasyatidae. The transcript has 24 exons.
UUUCAAUGGCGGAAGUUGCCCUUGUCUCUUCCGGUUGCGGCUCGGCGGUACAUACCACCAUCGUUGCUGGUCUGCCCGUCGCGGUGCCGGUAGGAUCGGUCAGGGAAGUCGUUGCUCUCCUAUCCUUCCAGUUCUCCAACUCUGGCGUUAAAACGGAAUCUGUCUCAAUUAUUCCUGAGGUUAACUUAGUGUCUUCCGGUUUGCACUUUAUAAGGUAAUGCAGCUGAUGUGAGGCAACUUCACUGGAAUGUAACACUGAGCAUGUGAAGCUCUCUGCCUUCUGGACGUCAGGAGAGCACAAGAAGCCUGUGAACAUGGAUGAGAAAGACGUGUUAAUUUUUAGCACUGAAGGUAGAGGUGGUAAAGAAAAGGAAGGUAGUGAGAGGAGACCGAUCUCGAGUCGGGAAAAACUGCGAGAUGAUUUGAAAACCAGCAGGAGGGAAGGAAUGAAGACCACAGAGGAGAAAAAGAAGAGGCAAGAAGAUGAGAAGCGCAAAAAGGAAGAUGAAAAACGCAAAAAGAAAGAAGAAGAAAAGUUAAAAGCGGAGGAAGAACAGAAGAAGAAGGAAGAAGAAGAAAAGAAGAAAGUCGAAGAAGAGGAAAGGAAGAAGCAGGAGGAGGAGGAGAAGAGGCAGCGAGAAGAAGAAGCAACGAAACAGAGAGAAAAAGAAGAAGCUUAUCAGUUGCACCAAGAGGCCUGGGAACGUCAUCAAACCCGACUAGAGCUCCGCAGUAAGAACCAGAAUGCACCUGAGAGCCGGCCGGAGGAGAGUUUCUUCACUCGCUUGGAUUCCAGCCUGAAGAAGAACACUGCCUUUGUCAAGAAGCUCCGAACUAUCACGGAGCAGCAGAGGGACUCCCUUUCCAGUGAUUUCAACGUCCUCAACCUGAGCAAGUACAUAGCUGAAGCUGUCACCUCCGUUGUGGAAGCCAAGCUGAAACUUUCCGAUGUGAACUGUGCCGUUCACCUGUGCUGCCUGUUCCACCAGCGAUACGCUGACUUCUCCCCGUUGCUUCUGCAAGGCUGGCGGAAGCACUUUGAGGCGCGGAAGGAGGAGAAGACUCCAAACAUCAGCAAGUUGAGAACGGAUAUGCGCUUCAUUGCGGAACUGACUAUUUGUGGGAUUUUCACUGACAAAGAAGGCCUGUCGCUCAUUUACGAGCAGCUAAAGAAUAUCAUUUAUUCGGAUCGUGACACCCACUCACACGUGUCUGUGAUCAUCAGCUUCUGCCGGCACUGUGGAGACGACGUUGCCAACCUGGUGACCAGAAAGAUGAAGCUUGCCUCGGAGAAGUACAACCUUAGCUUCCCUCCCAGUGAGAUCAUUAGCGCUGAGAAGCAGCAGCCCUUCAUGAACCUGCUGAGGGAGUAUUUCACCUCGCUUACCAAACACCUAAAGAAGGACCACCGGGAAUUGCAGAACCUGGAGAGGCAGAACAGGCGCAUCUUGCAUUCAAAAGGAGAGCUGAGUGAAGAUCGUCACAAGCAGUACGAGGAAUUUGCCACGUCCUACCAGAAGUUGUUAGCAAACACUCAGAGUCUGGCUGAUUUACUGGAUGAGAACAUGCCUGAGCUUCCCCAAGAUAAAUCUGCACAGGAAGAACACGGCACUGGCAUUGACAUCUUCACACCUGGGAAGCCUGGAGAGUAUGACCUUGAUGGAGGGAUUUGGGAGGACGAAGAUGCACGCAAUUUUUAUGAAAACCUAAUUGACCUGAAAGCAUUUGUGCCUGCCAUAUUAUUCAAAGAUAAUGACAAGAAUUCGCAGAAUAAAGAUGGCAGCAAAGAAGAUUCAAGAGAUUCCAAAGAUGGGAAAGAUUCCAAAGACGGAAAAGAUGCCAAAGAGUUGAUUGGUACGGAAGAGCUGGAGCUGGAACUGGAGAAUUUGGAUAUUAAUGAUGACAUCAUAGGGGAAGAAGAAGUAACUGAUGAAACAGAAGACCUCAGCCAAAAGCUUCUUGAGGAACACGAACAAGACGAAGAGGAAGCCAGCACAGGGUCGCAUCUGAAAUUGAUUGUGGAUGCUUUCUUGCAACAGCUCCCCAACUGUGUCAACCGUGACCUGAUUGACAAGGCUGCAAUGGAUUUCUGCAUGAACAUGAACACAAAAGCGAAUCGGAGGAAAUUGGUCCGAGCACUGUUCACUGUUCCCAGACAGAGAUUGGAUCUGCUUCCAUUUUACGCCCGUCUGGUUGGUACUCUGCAUCCGUGCAUGGGGGAUGUGGCAGAGGAUCUCUGUGCCAUGUUAAAAGGGGAUUUCCGAUUCCAUGUCCGGAAGAAGGAUCAGAUCAAUAUUGAAACUAAGAACAAGACAGUGCGGUUCAUUGGGGAACUAACAAAGUUUAAAAUGUUCUCUAAGAAUGAUACCCUUCAUUGUUUAAAGAUGCUUUUGGCUGACUUCUCUCACCACCAUAUUGAAAUGGCCUGCACGCUUCUGGAAACCGCUGGUCGCUUUCUGUUCCGAUCACCUGAAUCCCAUUUGCGUACCAGUGUUCUUUUGGAGCAAAUGAUGCGUAAGAAACAGGCAAUGCACUUGGAUGCUCGUUACGUUACAAUGGUGGAAAAUGCAUAUUACUACUGUAAUCCUCCACCGGUUGAGAAAAUGGUGCGAAAGAAGCGCCCUCCCCUUCAGGAAUAUAUCCGUAAACUUCUCUACAAAGACUUGUCCAAGGUCACCACAGAGAAGGUGUUGAGACAGAUGAGAAAAUUGGCAUGGCAUGAUCUGGAGGUGAAGGAAUAUGUUAUUAACUGCAUGAUCAACAUCUGGAAUGUGAAAUAUAACAGCAUUCACUGUGUCGCAAAUCUGUUGGCGGGAUUGGUGCCAUACCAGGAAGAUGUUGGAAUACAUGUUGUUGAUGGAGUACUGGAAGAUAUUCGUCUUGGAAUGGAGGUCAACCAGCCCAAGUUCAACCAAAGGCGAAUCAGCAGUGUUAAGUUCCUUGGAGAGUUGUACAAUUAUAGAAUGGUGGAGUCCGCAGUCAUUUUCCGAAUUCUGUAUUCCUUCAUUACGUUUGGUAUAAGUACAGAUGGCAGUGCCACCCCACUGGACCCCCCAGAGCAUUUAUUCCGAAUUCGACUGGUCUGCACUUUGCUGGACACCUGCGGGCAAUACUUUGACAGGGGCUCGAGCAAGCGAAAGCUGGACUGUUUCCUUGUCUAUUUUCAGCGUUAUAUCUGGUGGAAGAAGAGUUUGGAUGUGUGGACGAAAGAUCACCCUUUCCCUAUUGAUGUGGACUACAUGAUCAGUGACAUCCUUGAACUGCUUCGGCCAAAGAUGAAAUUCUGUGCUUCUCUUGAAGAGGCAAUCAAGCAAAUACAGGAACUUGAACGUGAAUUCUUGAUUAAACUAGGGCUUGUUAUUGAUGGGAAAGAUUCCAAGCUGUCUGGUUUGGGUGAAGGAGAAGAAAAUCAGGAUGAUGAUGAGGAUGAUGAGGAGGAAGAGGGUGGAGCGGAAACGGAGGAACAGUCCGGAAAUGAAAGUGAAAUGAACGAACAUGAAGAGGAGGAUGCUUCUGAGAAUGAGGACGAUGAUGAAGAGGAGGAGGAAAAUACAGACUACCUGACUGACUCUAAUAAAGAGAAUGAGACUGAUGAGGAUAACAAUGAGGUAAUGAUCAAGGGUGGAGGCCUGAAGCACCUUCCUUGUGCAGAAGAUGAAGAAUUCAUACAGGCUUUGGAUAAAAUGAUGCUUGAGAAUCUGCAGCAACGAACUGGUGAGUCAGUCAAAGUUCACCAAUUAGAUGUGGCAAUUCCACUCCAGCUGAAGAGCCAGUUGAAAAAAGGACCCCCUCCCCAGGGAGGGGGAGAAGGGGACUCUGAGAGCUCGGAAACCAUGCAGUUUGUAAUGCUUACCAGAAGGGGCAACAAACAACAGUUUAAGAUACUGAAUGUGCCGAUGAAUUCGCAACUUGCUGCCAAUCACUGGAGUCAGCAGCAGGCAGAGCAGGAGGAACGAAUGCGCAUGAAGAAGUUGACCCUUGAUAUUAAUGAGCGUCAGGAACAGGAAGACUACCAGGAGAUGUUGCAGUCCCUGGCACAACGACCGGCCCCUGCAAACACCAAUCGGGAGCGGCGGCCUCGAUACCAGCAUCCCAAAGGAGCACCGAAUGCUGAUCUGAUCUUCAAGACUGGGGGGAGGCGACGUUGAUGUUAGUGACAGGUGGCACUUUGACUUGCCCUCAUUGUCUCUGAUAUCAAAGGUAUCUGAGUCCUCCCAUCGAGAGCAGUGGACACACCUCACCAUGGCUGUCUAGAGAUCAACACGUGCCUGGUACGAGCCAGGCCUUGAGCAGACAUUGCCGCCUCCGACUAUAGCGCAGAGUGGCUGGCAGGCUAAACAAAACAAGAAUUGAUAAUGCGUCUACGGGAGCACUCCUCAGUGUUAAUUCUUAUACACUUUUGGCACCUUUUUUUUUAGAAUGAGAGUGGAGAUUGUGAGGUGGCCUAUGUCAGUAAGUAGUAAAAACAGCAAAAACAAUCCAUUUAAUUAAGAACGGGACUAAUUUCUCAAGUCAAAAAUGUUUUGACUUUGUUCAUCCAAAUCUUACGAAUCUAAUUUUUGUGUGAUUGUUAACAUUCUUCAAGACAUUGAAAUCUGAUUUAAAACUGGCCAAAGAAAGAGAGGAGUUUAUUCCUGGUGUUGAAUAGAGUGCAAAUCGAUAAAAUAAAGGCCAGCAGCAAUCUUUUUCUGAAGUGGGAGGGUGGGAUUAAGGUAACACAUACCAGGAGAAUUAAAUUGUUUGGAAGUUUUAGUGUGAGCUUGGCUGUACCUCUGGAUUAUGAGGUAACAGUAACUGAACUGAAGUGCCCAGAUUCUCUCUCCUUCUGGGCUCUUUCCAACUUCUCAACAUGAAGUCAUUUUUGUGCCCGCUUAGGUUUGAGUUUUAAAGGUUUUUUUUAAAAUUAAAAUCAAAGACUUGCAGAAUGCCAAGUGCAUCUUAACAGUUGCUAUGAGCCAGAACACUUGGCAGCGGAAAACUGUUGUUAGGGGGCAAGGGAAAUGACUACUUCUGUUUUUGCAUUCAGUCAUUCAAUUAAACCUUUUUUUUGUUUCUUUUGCCGGUUUUCUGGCAACACAGAUGAAGUAAAUGAAGGCUUACUGGGUUCUGGAAUUUCUUGCACCGAAAUUGUCAUUUUGGUUGGUAGCACGUGCAGCAUUGUCAGCGAAAACCAUUUGCUUAAAUGUGUUAUUGAAGGUGUGGAUAUGUGCAUCAUACAUAAAUGUCAUUCUUUUAGCAAAUUACUUGCGAUAAUUCUGUCAUUUCCAUCUAAAGCACAUCAUUGUUUGUUUCUUCUGUUCGAGGUACCUGCUUGUACAAUUCUUUGCAGAAGCUAAGUGUAGAAGUGUAUGUUUUGGCUUGACAAGACUGCAUGGUCUAAUUCAUAAGUUGCUACACCUUUUUGGCUGUUGCCAUUCUUGCAGUAAAAAACAAAGUUGUUGACCUCA